Messenger RNA from Arachis duranensis, 805 nucleotides. RefSeq names its product aspartic proteinase 36-like. The record is from RefSeq and is a predicted model, not a curated record. Lineage: Eukaryota; Viridiplantae; Streptophyta; Magnoliopsida; Fabales; Fabaceae. The transcript is spliced from 3 exons. The coding region runs from base 194 to 487 and encodes 97 amino acids.
UUCUUGAGUACACAUCUAAAAAUAAAAUGUUUAUGCAUUCAUGUUCUGCUUAUAUAUGGUGUUCCACUAUUGGAUGGAACAAUAUAUGCACUAUGAAAAUCCUUUGUUUUGUGGCUAGAUUUGAAAGGAAGGCCUAUAGUGGGAGUGGUUUUGAAGAUGUUAUGUAUAAUACUUAUAUAAGUUAAAUACUAACAUGGCCUGUCUGCAGGGUAACUUCUGGUGCAUUGGUUGGCAAAAUAGUGAGACUCAGUCCAGAGAUAACAAGAAUAUGAUUUUACUGGGUGAUUUGGCGCUUUCAAAUAAACUUGUCUUUUACAACCUUGAAGGUCAAGUUAUUGGGUGGACCGAGUACAACUGUUCUUCAAGCAUUAAAGUGAGGAAUGAGCGAACUGCCACGGUUCAUUUAGUUGGUUGCCACUAUAUUCCUACCAAUCGGGUGAUGAUGACCUUAUUUCUAAUUGCAGUUCUUCACAAGUUGAUUUAUUGAAAUGGAGCAAUUAAUAUAAAUAUAUAUAAUAUUGUUAUAGGCUGUGGCUUCAAUGACAAAAAAUGAUGAACUUAGCAAGGUCUUGGAGGAACCAUUGUAUGUUAGAGUUCAUCAAGCUCUUCAUAGCAGCAAUAGUGGACGAAAUACUAUGGAAGGGGAGGAUCUUACCUAAGUUACAAGCAUUCAUUCUGCUGAUGAUCUUGUACAAAGUAAACACGACAGCAGAGAAGAUAUACGCCGUCAGGAUAGAGCCAAUCAACAUACAAAUAAUUUCAAUACGAAUGAAAUUGUAGACGUAGAUAGAGAAGAGAUUGUAAA